GAUGCGCGCGAUCCAAGAGGUUCCAGAUUUCUCCGGAUCCUGGUCUCCUUCAGGUCCUCGCGCUCUCAUACGGUUCACAUGAGGGAGUUUUAUGCUUCUGCGAUAUUUUUAAAAUCCUCGUGCGUCCCCACGUCCAUCUUCUUCCUCUUCUUCACCAUCUCUUUUCUCGAGGGGAAUGUAGAUGGGAUGUAACUCUAGCCUGAGAUCCAGGCGUGAUCUAAUCCGUCUGAAGCAUGUGGAGCUUAUAACGCGUUAUAAUGCAGCCUAUUCACAUCAUGCAACUUGAUAUAAUGGAGUUUUUUCCCUGAGUAUGUUUCCUACUGCACCAAAUGGAGAAGCUUGUCCACUCUCACCUUCUUCUCCGUCUUCUUCUUCUUGAGGAACACUACGGGAUUUUGACUUUUUUGGAUUUCUGAUUUUUUUUAAAGGGCGGAUUCGUAGUUUUUUUUGUUGUUUUUGUGCUCGGAGUGAAGGAUAUGGGCUGCUGCUUUAUCGGAUUCUUCAGCAAAAUGCUUUUAGGAUCGGACCGGAUGGAGGAGAAUCGAGCAGCAGGAGAAAAUCCGACAUGUGAGGAAAUCGAGCUGCUCUGACCCUAACCGAGCUCCUGUGCCGAGCUGACAUUACUGAUUCACGACGUCUGAACCCUCUUUACAAUGGAAAAGCUGCUCGUCUGCCUGUUGGUCAUUGGAAUGGCAGUGAAGGCCCAGAUCUGUCCGAAGCGCUGCAUCUGCCAGAUUUUAUCUCCUAACCUCGCAACCCUCUGUGCCAAAAAAGGGCUUCUGUUUGUGCCGCCCAACAUCGACCGGCACACGGUGGAGCUACGGCUUGCAGACAACUUUAUAACCAGCGUCAAGAGGAAAGACUUUGCCAACAUGACUAGGCUAGUGGACCUCACCUUGUCCAGGAAUACGAUAAGUUUCAUCACGCCUCACGCCUUCGCGGACUUGGAAAACCUUCGCGCCUUGCACUUGAACCAUAACAGGCUGACUCGGAUAGGGAACGACACGUUUAGUGGCAUGUCCAAGCUGCACCAUUUAAUUCUCAACAACAAUCAGUUGACUCACAUCCAUCUGGGGGCGUUUAAUGACCUUCUGGCUCUGGAGGAGCUGGAUUUGUCCUAUAACAACCUUGAAACCAUACCCUGGGAGGUGAUUCAGAGGAUGAUCAGCCUUCAUACACUCAGCUUGGACCACAACAUGAUUGAUUACAUUCCAGAAGGCACUUUUUCCUUGUUACAAAAACUCAACCGACUGGAUGUGACCUCCAACAAGCUUCAAAAGCUUCCACCAGAUCCUCUGUUCCAAAGGGCGCAGGUUCUGGCAACAUCUGGAGUGCUUAGUUCUUCAUGGUUUGCCCUCAGUUUUGGUGGAAAUCCUUUGCACUGUAAUUGCGAGCUGCUCUGGCUUCGUCGACUGAGUCGUGAGGACGAUCUGGAGACUUGUGCAACUCCACCGCACUUAUCUGGACGAUAUUUCUGGUCUAUUCCAGAGGAGGAGUUCCUGUGUGAGCCACCUCUUAUCACGAGACACUCUCAGGAGAUGAGAGUACUCGAGGGUCAACGUGUAACACUUCGAUGCAAAGCAAGAGGAGAUCCUGAACCUGUGAUCCACUGGAUAUCACCUGAUGGCAAGCUGGUCUCAAACUCCUCUCGUACCAUUGUUUACAACAACGGGACCUUGGAUAUCUUGAUCAGCACAGUGAAAGACACUGGAUCCUUCACUUGUAUCUCUUCUAACCCAGCCGGUGAAGCGCACCAAACCAUAGAACUUAUCAUUAUCAAGCUCCCCUACAUCAGCAACAGCACCAAUAACAUCCUGGAGCCGGAUCCGGGCUCCUCAGACAUCUCCACAUCCAGUAGAACUGGAGCCAAUGGAAGCAACCACACAGCAGACUCUAAAGCGAGCUCAGAUAAGCGUGUGGUGAUUGCAGAGGCCACGUCCUCCACAGCACUCAUUAAAUUUAACUUUCAAAGGAAUAUUCCUGGAAUUCGCAUGUUUCAGAUCCAGUACAACGGCACCUAUGAUGACUCUCUUGUUUACAGAAUGAUCCCACCGACGAGCAAAAACUUCCUGGUGAACAACCUGGCGGCUGGGACUCAGUACGAUCUGUGCGUCCUGGCCAUCUACGAUGACGCCAUCACGUCCCUCACGGCCACACGCGUCAUCGGUUGUGUUCAGUUUACCACCGAGUCCGAGUAUCUCCGCUGCCACUUCAUGCAGUCUCAGUUCCUUGGAGGAACCAUGAUCCUGAUCAUCGGCGGUGUCAUAGUGGCCUCCGUCCUUGUCUUUAUCAUCAUCCUCAUGAUUCGCUACAAGGUGUGCAUGAGCGGCAACCGCGCCAAGGGAACCGCCUCUGCAGGGGUGCAGCCUGAUGCCGCCGCCAGUCCCUCCGCAAAUAAAGAAGGCGCCGUGGCUCCCAAGGGUGGGGACGAGUGCCAGAAAACCUCCGCUCCUGGAUUCCCUGAUUCUCUCACUCAGUCAUCAGAGACUUCUCUUCCUGAUUGUUCUACCGAGACGUCUGUGGUGAGCCAGAGCUGGGACACGGGAGGAUCCUCGGGGUCCAUCAAGCCCAAACGAAGACCAGCGCCAAAGCCGGAGGAGAAGACUGAACCGGCGCUUGGCACUGACACACACAACACCAACCGCAACAACUCCAAAACACCGCUCCUGCGUUCCGUUCCUCCAUCAGGCCCCGCCCCGUUGUUGCCUUCUUGCUUCAGGGACACUCCCAUCCUGAGGAGGGCGCCGCCUCGUCCCUCCAUAUCCAAAUAUCUCACACUGCCGGUGGAGGGGACGCGAGCCGCACCACGCAGGUUCUCGCUAAACGAAGACUUAUCCACACACCACUGCUACAGCGUUAAGCCUGGGAACAUUCGGUGUAAGAGGAGUGUGUCUAUGAAUGGGAUGCUGGCUAGUGUGGAAAACUCGGAUAAAGGCGUGUAUUCCAGUUCAGAGUGGAUCCUCGAGAGCACAGUGUGAAUAACUAGCUAGUGUCCUUCAUUGUGUGUGUGUGUGUGUGUGUGUGUGUGUGUGUGUGUGUGUGUGUGUUAAUGAUUUUUUUUCAAAUUCACAUGAAUUCUCAUGAUCCAGUUGGUGUGUAAUGUUGACAAUUAUUAGAGGUUUCAGAUUUCAAACUUCAUAAAGCACCGUUUAUAAAAAUAACUCGCAUCACGUUCAUGCCAUAGAAUACUUACGAAUCGCACGCGCGUGUGUGUGUGUGUGUGUGUGUGAGUGUGUGUGUGUGUGUGUGCGUGUGUGUGUGCGUGUAUUUGCAUGUGAGUUUUUUUUCAUCUUGUUCUAACAAAAUUGUAUUGUUUAUUUUAUUAUUAUUUCAUUUUUUUUUUUUAAAUGUUUUUAAACUCAACUUCUCUGAAAGCUUGUGGAUAAGCAGGAUUCUCGCUUGCCUUGAGGAAAUUUCCUCUUUCUGCUCAUUGCGCUGACAAAAAAAAACACGUCAGUGCCUUCUUAAAAAAAAGAGAAAAGAAAAAGAAAAGAAAAGGAAAGAAAAGGAAGUGCUCCGGCUGAUCGAGGACCACAUGUGACCACACUGAGGAAUAUUUCACACAAAAAGCCUUUCUUAACCUUUCAUUAAAGGGAAUAACAUUUCCUGUGUGCAAGAGACACACACACACAAACACACACACACACACACACACACACACACGGUACUAAACACUCAAACAAACCGGACCUGUUAUUAAAGUGAUAUUUUUUAAAGAGAAAAAAUAAAAACAAAUCAAAGUUUUUUUUUCUUUUCAGUGACAUUGAUAUUGCCUUAAUUUGAAGGCAUGAAAUAAAAAAAAAAAAAA
Tachysurus vachellii is the source of this 3808-nucleotide messenger RNA. RefSeq names its product leucine rich repeat and fibronectin type III domain containing 5a (gene lrfn5a). The record is from RefSeq and is a predicted model, not a curated record. Bases 654 to 2978 code for a protein of 774 amino acids. The transcript has 3 exons. NCBI's taxonomy places the organism in Eukaryota, Metazoa, Chordata, Actinopteri, Siluriformes, Bagridae. Gene Ontology annotation, molecular function: protein binding.